Messenger RNA from Bipolaris sorokiniana ND90Pr, 2937 nucleotides. RefSeq lists its product as uncharacterized. Gene Ontology annotation, molecular function: ADP binding; identical protein binding. Bases 1 to 2937 code for a protein of 978 amino acids. The transcript is spliced from 3 exons. The record is from RefSeq and is a predicted model, not a curated record. Lineage: Eukaryota; Fungi; Ascomycota; Dothideomycetes; Pleosporales; Pleosporaceae. Gene Ontology annotation, cellular component: kinesin complex.
AUGCGCCUUCUCAAGCGUCUCUCAGCAGGUGGCGGCUUCGAGCUGACAUCUUUCAGCGACGACCAUGUUCCUCCGUACGCUAUUCUCUCGCACACCUGGAAAGACGGCCAAGAAGUUACAUACAAUGAGCUGUUGGCGGGAACAGGCGUGGGCAAGCGCGGCUAUGCUAAGAUCCGCUUCUGCGGCGAGCGAGCUGCAGCAGACGGCCUCGAGUACUUCUGGGUUGACACCUGCUGCAUCGACAAGUCCAAGAGCGACGAGCUGAGCACAGCGAUCAACUCCAUGUUUCGCUGGUACCAGCGCGCAGUCAAGUGCUAUGUAUACCUGACAGACGUCCUAGUCCCAGAUGAGAUCGCCAAUGCCGAAGCCUUUCGCAUAUCGUGGCAGCAAGCUUUUCAGAGCAGCCGAUGGUUUACACGAGGCUGGACGCUGCAAGAGCUACUCGCGCCAGCUAGCGUCGAGUUCUUCUCCCAGGACGGCAAGCGGCUAGGCAGCAGGAUCUCGCUGGAGCAGGAGAUACACAGCAUUACUAACAUACCUAUCAAUGCGCUUAGAGGCCAAAGGCUUACCGAGUUCAGCGUCGAGGAGCGAACGGGCUGGGCGGCGAAACGUACAACAACGGUGAAAGAGGACAGAGUGUACUGUUUGCUGGGCAUCUUCGGGGUCUUCCUGCCGCUCAUAUAUGGUGAAGGAGAAGAGUAUGCGACGCUGCGUCUCAAAGAAGAGAUACAGAAGCGGCAGCAAGGACGGGAGAUUGUAGAUGUGCAAGACCUGUCCUUCUCGGUGUCGCUGCCUUUCCCACGAAACGAGCUCUUCGUCGGACGAGAGAGCCAGCUUCAGUCGAUCGAACGAGCCCUCCUUUCACCCAACACCCACCGACGGAUGACUAUAUAUGGAUUAGGAGGAUGUGGAAAAUCCGCGCUUGCUCUUGAGUUUGCGUACCGCGCACUUGCGGGACACGCUAGACGCUUAGUGUUCUGGGUGCCAGCUAUAAGUCCCGAAAGUUUCAGGCUUGCGUAUCGUGAGAUUGGAGUCCGUCUUCAUAUACCAGGGAUCAACGAUAAUAACGUAGACGCGAGUCGACUUGUUAAGGAGACGUUAAGCCUAGGAAAUGUAGGCGACUGGUUAAUGGUCGUUGAUAACGCCGAUGACUCUCAGGUCUUACUGGGAGUGGACGACGAAAGCCAUGAGUCCCCUCGAUUGAUCGACUAUAUUCCGCAUAGCAACAGAGGCGCAAUUCUUUUCACAACUCGCAGUAGGAAGGCGGCUACGGACUUGACUCAGGGUAAUGUCCUCGAGCUAAACGAUAUGGGCAAGGCCGAGGCCAGGCGGCUGCUGUCGCGACGAACGACGAGACAAGCGUUGCUGAACGAUGAGGCGGCGGUUGAUGUAUUGCUGGAGUCACUCGCAGGCCUGCCGCUUGCUAUCGUACAAGCUGCCGCUUUCAUGAACCAAAAUGAUACACCAGUCUCCGAGUACGUAUCACUACUCCAGCAUGCUGGCACGAAAGUCGAGCUCUUCAGCGAGCACUUUGAAGAUCCUAGCAGAUACCGUAGUAUGGAUAGCACGAUUGCAAAGACAUGGCACAUCUCUUUUGAGCAAAUUCGGAGACAAGACCCUCUUGCAGCAGAGUACCUCUCGUUUAUUGCAUGCAUCGAUCGUAUUAGCAUUCCUCUGUCGCUGUUGCUGCCGGGAGGAUCUGUUUUGCAGCAGACGAAAGCACUCGGAACGUUGACGGGAUACGCAUUCAUCACAGAACGCCAGCACAAUGUGCAAGGAUCUAGUAAAGAGAGGUUUUUUGACAUGCACCGACUAGUGCACAUGGCGUUGAUCUGGUGGCUGGAAGGCCAUGGCGAACGGGCGGACUGGGCAGGCACAGCAGCAGCUCGAGUUGAGGAACUAGUGCCCUACGGCGGGCAUGAAGGAAAAGAAGUAUGGAGCGCGUACCUCCCACAUGCAACGUACGUGGCUGGACUUGUUGAAGCUGUAGAUGGCGCGAUGGGUGCUUCGCUCCUAGAACGACUAGGUAGUUGUCAAGAGAGACUGGGGCAAUAUGUAUCAGCAGAGAUGUCGCAUCGAAAAGCAUCAUCCUUGAGGAAGGAGGUGCUGGGGCCUGAGCAUCCCAAUACGCUGAUAAGCAUGAGCAACUUGGCGGUAGUGCUGGACAGCCAGGGCAAGUACGAAGAGGCCGAGGCGAUGAACCGGCAGACGCUGGCGCAAUAUGAGAAGGUGCUGGGGCUUGAUCAUCCCUCUACGCUGACAAGCAUGAGCAACUUGGCGUUAGUGCUUAAUAGGCAGGGCAAGUACGAAGAGGCCGAGGCGAUGAACCGACAGACGCUGGCGCAAUAUGAGAAGGUGUUGGGGCCUGAGCAUCCCGAUACGCUGACAAGCAUGAGCAACUUGGCGGGAGUGCUUAAUAAGCAGGGCAAGUAUGAAGAGGCCGAGGUGAUGAACCGGCAGACGCUGGUGCGGAGAGAGAAGGUGCUGGGGCCUAAUCAUCCCGAUACGCUGACAAGCAUGAGCAACUUGGCGGUAGUGCUGGACAGGCAGGGCAAGUACGAAGAGGCCGAGGCGAUGAACCGGCAGACGCUGGCGCGGAGAGAGAAGGUGCUAGGGCCUGAUCAUCCCGAUACGCUGACGAGCGUGUACUGCCUUGCUUAUCAUCUUUCGGAACAGCAUUGCAUCGAUGAGUCUUUACGUCUAUAUCAGAGGGCAUCCGCUGGGUAUAAUACCACCCUUGGAAAAUAUCAUCCAACGACUGUGGCGUGUCAACAAGAUUAUGCUAUGUUGUGCGCGUUACAAGAGCAGUAUCAGCUUGCCUAUUCUCCUACUACGCUAGACAGCGGUGCAGAAGAAACAUCUACGAGGAAGACAUCACGACUGUCACGCGGGCUAGCAAUGAUUGGAAUCAGGAGCUGGAAGCAUCAAAGAAGGUGA